CGACACUGACAGAGCAGAAGUAUUUGCCUUUUGCAUGCCAAAAAUUUGUUUUAUUUAAUCAAUGGAUAGUCAGAAGAAAGAGUGUAAGAUGAAGAAGCAAAAGAAGCGAAGGAAGAUAAUCAAAGAGAUAGAUUCAGAAGACUGGUGCUUCGUGUGCAAAGAUGGCGGAGCGCUAAUGAUCUGCGACUACGGGGAUUGUCUAAAAGUUUACCAUCCGGAAUGUGUGGGAGAGGAUGAUUCAUGUGUAAAGACUAAAGUCCACUGGAGUUGCGAUUGGCAUUCUUGCUUCUUAUGCUAUAAGGCUGCAAAAUUUCAUUGCUUUUGCUGUCCAAAUGCCUUAUGUGGAAGCUGCAUUGAUGUUGCUGAGUUUGCCCCUGUUAGAGGGAAGAAAGGAUUCUGCAACGACUGCUUGAAGCUUGUUCUACUUGCAGAACAGAAUGUGGAUUAUGAUUCUAAUGUGGGAAAGAUAGAUUUGAAAGACCGAGAGACGUAUGAAGGUCUAUUUAAGGAAUAUUGGGAUAUAAUAAAGGAAAAGGAAGGCCUGACUGUUGAUAAUGCGUAUUUCGCCGAUGCCCAAUUAAAGAAGAAGAGAGAGGACCACAAGUGCUACUCCAAUUCAGUUAGAAUUGGCGAGGCCAAGGGAGAUAAUAAAUUGAUAAUCCAUGAUUGUUACAUCAGUGAUAUAGAACAGCAGAAGGCAAUGGGAAAAAAGAGGGGUUCCAAGGCACUACAAUUUAUAGGAUGGGGAUCAAAACCUCUCAUUGAGUUCCUCACAUCCAUUGGUAAGGAUACAACCAAACAACUCUCGCAGUAUGAUGUGGACUCUAUCAUAUCAGGAUACAUCCAAGAGAAAAAUCUUUUUCACCCAAAAAAGAAGAAGAAGAUUCUUUGUGACAAAAUGCUCUAUUCUAUAUUCAGAAAAAGAUCACUGGAUAAGUACAAAAUAUAUAAUCUUCUGGAGGUUCAUUUUUCUGAGAAGUUGGAGCAAUCAGAAGAGGAUGAUGAUGAGGAUCAAGAUGAAAGCUUUUUGGUAGAGAAAAACAAUGAAAAUGAUAUGGUUGAAUGUAAGAAACAGAAGACAUCAAGCUCGUCUAGAAAAUAUCAGGAAAAGGAAGUCAAUUUUACAGCCAAGCAAAGCUGCUUUGCAUCUAUAGUUGCUGAUAACAUCAAACUUGUCUACUUAAGAAAAAGCUUAGUAGAAAGGCUACUGAAGCAGCCUGGAAGUUUUGAACACAAGGUAGUGGGAAGUUUUGUGAGAGUCAAAACAGACCCUAGAGACUAUCAGUACUGGACGUCUCAUAAACUCUUGCAAGUUAGAGGCAUAAAGAAAAUCUCAAGUGAAAUUCUCCUGCAAGCAGUUAAUGCACCAAUAGACAUUCACAUUGCUAUGCUUUCUGAUGGUGACUUCACUGAGGAAGAAUGUGAGGAUUUGCGAAAGAUGGUUAGAACCGGCCUGCUAAAGAAACCUACUAUUGUGGAGCUUGAACAGAAGGCAAGAAGUCUGCAUGAGGAUAUAACAAAGCAUUGGAUUGAGAGGGAGCUAGUCAAACUACAAAGCUGCGUUGAUCGGGCAAACGAGAAAGGAUGGAGAGCAGAAUUAUUUCAAUAUUUAGACAGAAGAGAAGUGCUCAAGAAACCAUCAGAACAGGAACAGUUAUUAAAGCAGGCGCCGAAGGUCAUUGCAGAACUUGAAGAGCUCAAAUCUGAUUCUGCAGACUCCUUGGAAAUCAAUGAACAAAAGGGUUUUUGCUCGGAUUCGUCGUUGGAAUGUGAAAACUCCCAAUAAUUAUCGCUGCUUCACCUGGUAUAUGAGAAAAUUUUGAAACUCGUUUGGUUACAAGAGGUAUCAGAAGGCAACUAACUCUGUCAUUUCAAGUGCCUGAUGGCCAAAUGUGUAGUAGUUGAAGUUUCUAAGAUAGAUGUUUUUCUUUUUCCUUGUAAAAUAUGUUUGCUGUUUCCUUGUAAAAUGUCUCUUGUGACCAAGGAAAAUUUCAUCUGCACAGUAUUGAUGUUUGCUUAUUAUCUUGCAGUUGUCAAGAUUUGAAGAAUGCCUUGUUUGCAUUUUAUACAAACAUGUGCACAAUAUUGCAUUUUGUUGAAUAUUUGGCUAGAAAAUGAUCUUGAAAGUCUUCUUAUUCAUCAA
Corylus avellana is the source of this 2143-nucleotide messenger RNA. RefSeq lists its product as uncharacterized. The record is from RefSeq and is a predicted model, not a curated record. Gene Ontology annotation, molecular function: DNA binding. NCBI's taxonomy places the organism in Eukaryota, Viridiplantae, Streptophyta, Magnoliopsida, Fagales, Betulaceae.